Messenger RNA from Aedes albopictus (Asian tiger mosquito), 1125 nucleotides. RefSeq lists its product as uncharacterized. The record is from RefSeq and is a predicted model, not a curated record. NCBI's taxonomy places the organism in Eukaryota, Metazoa, Arthropoda, Insecta, Diptera, Culicidae. The transcript has 2 exons. Bases 1 to 1125 code for a protein of 374 amino acids.
AUGGAUGGAGGAUGGAUUUCAAAUUCCCCAACGGUUACGACGGCACUCAACAGUGAAAACUCGCUAGGCAAGAGUUUGGACCUUAACAAGGAGAUCGCCCUGGAAAAGGUGCUGGGAAUGUGGUGUAACACCGACACCGACGAGUUUCAGUUUAAACUAUCGAAAGAGCGACAUGUAGACCUGCUGUCCGGUGCCAAGCAUCCAACAAAGCGGGAGCUACUCAGCAUGCUCAUGUCCGUUUACGAUCCACUAGGCCUGAUUGCCAACUUCCUCAUGCCCCUGAAACUCUUGCUACAGGAGAUUUGGCGGUCAGGUGUAUCCUGGGACGAGCCGAUUGAGUUUCGUCAUAUGCAAAAAUGGAGAGCAUGGCUGAACUAUCUCCCCCAAGCAGGUUCCGUUCGAAUCCCACGAUGCUAUACCAUGGGACGCACAUACGAGAAUUUGAGCAUUGAGCUGCAUACAUUUGUGGAUGCAAGCGAGUUCGGCUACUGUGCUGUGUCGUACCUGCGGUUUGAGCAAGGCGGACAAGUCGAUUGCGUCUUAGUGGGCGCCAAAACAAGGGUGGCUCCCCUGAAAUUUGUUUCAAUACCGCGUCUGGAACUCCAGGCGGCUGUAGUUGGAACCCGACUCGCCAAAAGCAUCCAAGAAGGACAUUCAAUUAGAAUAAUGCAACGCUACUUCUGGACAGAUGCCGCUGAUGUAUUGUGCUGGUUGCGUUCAGACCACCGGACAUACUCACAGUUCGUGGCUUUUCGGAUAAGCGAUAUUCUGGAGUCCAGCGAUAUUAGCGAAUGGAAAUACGUACCAACCAAGGAAAACGUGGCAGACGAAGGCACAAAGAUUCAGCGACAAAUAAGACUUGAUGCAGAAAGUCGAUGGAGAAGAGGACCACCGUUCCUCUGGGGACCGAGAAACAGCUGGCCACUGGAGCCGGUAUCAAAGCAGAUGACCACAUUGGAAAUUCGACCGAGCAUGCUUCAUCACUCCGCAAUGUCGACUCUUGAUUGCCUACAGGCCGACAAGUUCUCCAAUUGGCAUCGUUUGCAACGGAUCACUGCUCUAGUAGCAAGAUUCCCGUUGAACAUAAGGUACAUCCACUCUUCCAAAGGGAAAUCGACUCUAUAA